This is a messenger RNA of Diaporthe amygdali, 6081 nucleotides long. RefSeq lists its product as uncharacterized. Gene Ontology annotation, molecular function: phosphorelay sensor kinase activity; protein binding. Gene Ontology annotation, biological process: phosphorelay signal transduction system; phosphorylation. Lineage: Eukaryota; Fungi; Ascomycota; Sordariomycetes; Diaporthales; Diaporthaceae. The transcript is spliced from 2 exons. The coding region runs from base 1 to 6081 and encodes 2026 amino acids. The record is from RefSeq and is a predicted model, not a curated record.
AUGCCAAGGUCGAUUCAAAGCGCUGAGGACCAGGACGACCUGUUCGAUACGCGCCGCUCAUCCAAACCUCCGCCGGCACCUUCACCCGAGCCUCAGGGGAUCCAGCCUGGACACUCAGAUGCGUCGCCGACGUCGCAAGGAAAUGAGCGAGCAGUGAUGUCAGAUCGCUCCAAAGCCGCAGGAGAGGGCAAGCAGCCCCUGCAGGACCCGAGAAUUCUGGCCGUCAGCAGGAGCAUUCCAAGCUCUGCUGUUGGCAGUGGGAAACCAGCGGGAGGCCUUGCAUCCCAUGCCCGGGACCAGUCGAGCAGCGCGUCCGAGACUGCGCGCAGCAGUGGUGAUGAUGAAGCGAGCCCGCCGGGGCCCAACUCCCCCAGGUCUCCCAAGGACUCCGCCAGUCAGCUCAGCCAGUAUCGCGAGAAGCUGACUAGAGAAAUUGCACGGCAAGGGCUCGGCGCAAGACCCGGCCAAGCUCCGGCCCAACAGCCAAACAGAGUCUCGCCUAUUCUCGAAGACGCCGCUGCCGCUGUGACAAACACGCCCAGCCCGGUGGUGUCGUCCGGGCCGUCUACUGGAUCAACUAAUGCCUCGACAGAAUCUAACCAAACGAUUAAGGGUGGCGUCACUCCCGGCUUCGUCGCCAAGACACCAUCCUACCCAUUUCCCCGUAUGGCUAGCAACCCUGGAUAUAUUCCUUCUUCUCUGCAUAGGCCUUUCACGACUCUAUCACCAACGGGAACAGGAUAUGAUAUGUCCUCCAUGUCCGCCGCGGGGACGCCCAAUCAGGGCACCUCUCGACCGCAUGAUAGGAUUUUGUCCAACCCUUCAACGCCUGCAUCCACCGUGACCUUCCAGCCCCCUGGUGCAGCCCAGCCAGGGGAUGAUCCGGACUUUCCCACGCCGAAUCUUUACGACCUGUCCUUGAUGCUGUCGGCCGAGCCCGGAAUGGAAGCCUGGUGGAAGACGGUUGUCUAUAUUAUGACCGUUUGCUUCAAAGCUGAAAGGCUGACACUGUCUGUACCCGCUGACUCGACUGACCUGGAAAACGUUCCAUGGGGUCAGAAAGCAACCUACAAUGCACGGCCAGAAGAUAGCUUAAGCAUGGAGUACAUGGCCAGGGGUAGUAGUCUCGUGGCAAGCAGCCUGGGUGACGUCUCCGAAGUACUUUCCCCAGGCGGCGAUGAUACUAUUCGUCUGCAAGGUUUUUCACGUCCUCACAUAUAUACUCGCCACUCUUUCACGGCGUUUGAAGAAGAGAAACAAAAAGACGAAUCAUCAGCGAAGCCGCGGCCCUUCUUCAAGAGACCAGGCGUGUUGGCCCGAAGCAGGAGCACUUAUCCUGAGACGCCAACACCACACGUGGGACUGAAUCAACAAGCACUGGAGGAACACGAUGCCGAGGCGCCAGGACUGACUGGUGGGUGGGAUGCGCCGGCGCCGGAGAAGGAGAACCAGGGGAGAGUCUUUGAACUGCUGCAAGCUCUGGAUUACGAGGCUGAUCCGCUGAUCGAUCACCAUGGCGUGGCAAAGGUACUAGAACGCGGGCGCGUGAUUGCAUUGACACGAAGCUAUCCAUACCUCGAGGACACUACCCAGGUCAAACCUGUGGAUAGUAAAGCACCUGCCCGUGCCCACUCGCCGGAAGGUCUCAAGAAGAAGGGCAGGUGGAUGCGGCACGACUCUUCCACAAAACUGUCCAACAUCCUAAACUCGGCUCAUCCGAUUAGGACUCACCCCCAUGAACGGAGGGCUGCGCAAAAUAUUGACAAGAUGAUCUCUGAAGGAGAGCCCCGACGACCACCGACUCCAAAAUAUGAGGAGUACGAGCAGACACCACCCUCUCCUUGGUCACAGUCGCCAGCGCCCUCGCCUGCAAUUCGAGCCGAUCCGAAAGACAAUCCUUUUUUUACCGAUGCCGUUGUGGACGAAUCAUCAUUCGAUCCUACGCUGACGACUCCGGACUACGCAGCAAUAGGACCACAAGAAGCCAUCGGGGUAGACAAUGCUUGGACUGUCCUGCAUAUUCCCCUGAGGCACCCACUCUUCUCGAAGCCGUCCAAUGGGUUCAAACUGGAUACUACCCUCAUGGAGCAGAAGUCGUCGCGUCGUGGGAAAGAGAACGCCCCAGAGUCCGAGAAACAUCUUGAUUCGGACGCGUUUAGGAGAGAAAAACAGACCCCCGUGGCCAUUCUGUCUAUUCUCAGUCCUACUAUCCCUUAUCCGUCCAAUCUUCGCUACUCACUUGAGCAUUUGUCACCUCACCUCGCGACAUCAUUCGCCCUGUGCCGCCAUUAUAGCAAUCUGGAAGCCGAGGUCAGCAGAAUGCAUCAUCGGAGACCACGAGUUGCAGGAUUCGGCGCUGUGGACCCCGAAGGCCGGCCCAUCACAGAUCCAGCAAUCAUUAAUUACGCAGCCCCUGAAGAGGCUGCAGACAAUUCGCUGGCAGGAAGCAUGACAAGUCCGAGUGAGUACUCUACACAGUCACGAAGCGUGACGGGCACUCCCGGAGGCACACCAGGCUGGGAAUCUACAGGCUUCGGAACCAUGAUGGACAAACGACCUCCGGUCUCAAGUCCCGCUCCUGCGGGCGGUGACAGUUACUUCACAACGAAGUCCAAAACGACCAGCAAGCCCGAGUUCCCUUCUACUAUGCAGCAGCGGGUCAGACGUAAUUCCAGAAGCAGCACCACGUCGGAGAAGCGCUCCUCCCUACGACUGUCUGGCGGAAUGUCACUGGAGUCUGGUCGCUUGAGCCCCGACGUCAAUGAAGAAGACCUGCCUGCAGAGACUGCAGGAAAGGUAGCAGAAGAUUCUGCCCCACUGGCAACCACAAAGCGAGUGACGACCAAGGAGCUAUCAGCAGAAGGGAAAGAAGACAAACCUUUCGAGUCCAAGGGCGGCAGAGCGGCAGCUCAGACACCCCACCGCCACGUCAAGCUCCAUUCCUAUGGGGGAGAUUUUGCAACGACGUUCCAAUCGUUACCUCCAGGCUCGACUAUUCCCACAAGGGGUGCUCCGUCUCGAGCCGACACCAUGCCCACCAACACAUCUGAAAUGGCUCUACCAACAGACAAACUCAAAGAUCUCAUACUCGACUCGAUCCCAGCGCAGCUCUUUGUGACUCUGCCCAGGACUGGUGAGAUCGUGUGGGUGAAUAGUCGUUAUCUUGCCUACCGUGGUCAGUCUCUGGCAGAACUUCAUGCAGAUCCUCACGCAAGCUUUCAUCCCGAUGACCGUGAGACCUAUCUCAAAGCGUGGGGACGUGCAGUCAAAACAAGCACAGAUUUCCAGAUGAAUGUGCGGAUUCGCCGCUUCGAUGGUGCUUUUCGCUGUUUCUCGGCAAGGGUUGUUGCGUGCAAAAAUAAGCGCAACGAAAUCGUGUAUCACCUGGGCUCGUACACGGACAUCCAUGAACAGACCAUGGCAGAGCUCAAGGUCGUCCGGCAGCAGGAGAUCGAGGCUUCUGAAGCAAAGUACAGAUUCCUCGCCAACCUGAUCCCACAAAUCAUCUUUACGGCCACUGAGGACGAGGGAAUAACCUUCGCCAAUGAGCAGUGGCUUGCUUACACUGGGCAGAGCGAAGGCGAUGCUCUGGGCUUAGGAUUCAUGGACUACGUACACCCUGACGAUUUAGCCAAAUGUCGGAUACCCUCAGGUCAGCAAUCUGCAACGCCACCCCUCAGUCGAGUCAGGAUGGGAAAGAAAAGCCAUGCAGAACCUUCAAAGGGCAACAAAUCGUCCGACCACUCAACCCACAAGAGCACAACCCAUGUCGAGAGUAACAUACGAGGCGUGCACCAUCCACUUUCUCGACAGAACAGCUCCAGUAGCGACUCCGUCUACGAACUUCCUUCUGCGAAUCUGACUGAGUUGGCCAAGGACGGCGUCGUCAAGGUUGGAACGGACAGCAACGGCAGGUUGUCAUACUCUACAGAAAUCCGGCUUCGUACAAAGACAGGUGAAUAUCGAUGGCACUUGGUACGUUGCGUCGAGAUUGACAACAUUGGCAACGACAACAGCUCCUACUUUGGGUCGGCAACCGACAUCAAUGACCACAAGUUACUCGAGGCGAAGUUGAAGGAGGCCAUGGAAUCAAAGAGCCGCUUCUUGAGCAACAUGUCGCAUGAGAUCCGAACCCCACUCAUUGGUAUCUCGGGCAUGGUCAGCUUCCUUCAGGACACUACCCUGAACGAAGAGCAGCGAGAUUACACCAACACUAUUCAAACCAGCGCUAACAGCCUGCUCAUGAUCAUCAACGAUAUCCUUGAUCUUUCGAAGGUUGACGCCGGCAUGAUGAAGCUGAAUCAUGAGUGGUUCCAUACACGUGCUUUGAUAGAAGACGUGAAUGAGCUGGUCUCAGCUAUGGCUAUUGCCAGGAGACUCGAACUGAAUUACAUUGUUGAGGAGGAUGUGCCCACGUGGGUCAAGGGCGAUAGGGUGAGAAUUCGACAAGUUCUUCUGAAUGUGAUCGGCAACGCGAUCAAGUUCACCGAGGCCGGCGAAGUUUUCAGCCGGUGCAGAGUCAGGGCUGGCGCAUCAGGACUAGGUGAACAACAGGUCAUGCUCGAGUUCGCUGUGAUCGACACCGGAAGAGGCUUCACAGAGGAAGAGUCGAAGCUCAUAUUCAAACCGUUCAGUCAGAUUGAUGGCAGCAGUACAAGAGCUCAUGGUGGCAGCGGCCUCGGCCUCGUCAUUUCACGACAGCUUGUGGAACUGCACGGCGGAAAGAUGGACGGCACGGCCGUGCCGGGACGAGGAGCGACCUUCACUUUUACGGCCAAAUUUGGCUUGCCAACUGCAGAGGACCACCCGGACGUGCCCGCCAGCCCACAGUUGCCAAACACACCUGCCGUUCUCGAGGAUAUUCCCACCCAACCUUUCAGGCAGUUCACCAUCACAAAGCACCGCUCCUCCGCCGCUGCUAGCCCCAGUCACACUGAGCAGGAAUCUUCACCAGCGGUCGUUUCAAGCGGCAGCUCGAACCCGUCUGUGACAUCGACCGGAACGCGUGUCACAGGCAGAUCGUCAAUCUCGUCCGUGAACGUCGGCCUAGCUCGGUUCAGUGAAGCUGCUAGGGCCAGUGGCCAGGAUUUGACACAGAUGAAAUUGGAAAUGCCAUCAGGCCGAUCUUCACCUGGACAGACGCCGACUCCUGAGCACCCGGAUAAGGCUGUGCCUGCCAACGAGUUCCGCCCGCCGAUGUUUUCUAUUCUGGUGAUCUGCCCUCAAAAGUAUAGUCGAGAGGCCACCACACAACACAUCGAGAUGACUUUGCCGAAAGACGUCCCUCAUCAGAUCACAGCACUUGCGAGUGCCCAAGAAGCCAAGCAGCUCAUCAGCCGCGAUGAUCCGGUCAUCUUCACGCACAUUCUUAUCAACCUUGCGUCUUCCGAGGAGGUUUUGGCGUUGAUGAGUGAGAUCAGCAGCUCGACUCUGCUAAGUAAGACGAAGGUUGUCUUGUUGUCUGACUCCAUCCAGCGACAAGCCUUGACCAAGCUCGUCGAGGGCAGCAGCCUUUCGAAUGUGAUCUCUGAUAGCAGGGUCACGUAUGUAUAUAAGCCGGUGAAGCCAUCACGCCUGGCUGUUGUCUUUGAUCCAGCCAAUGAAGGCGAUCUUAGUGUCGACCGCAAUCGGUCUACUGCUCAACAGAUAGUCGAGACUCAGAAGAAGAGCUAUCAAGAGGUCGAGAAGCGAAUGGGCAACAAGGGCUACAAGGUGCUCCUUGUGGAGGACAACCCCGUGAACCAGAAGGUUCUGAAGAAGUACCUGAUCAAGGUUGGGUUGGAGGUCGAAUUAGCCGCAGACGGUGAGGAGUGCACAACAAAGGUCUUCGGCCAUGAUCAUGGCUUCUACUCCUUGAUACUGUGCGAUCUUCAUAUGCCUCGGAAGGACGGCUACCAGGCCUGUCGCGAAAUCAGGCUCUGGGAAGCCAAGAACAAGCACCCCCAAUUGCCAAUUAUCGCGCUUUCUGCGAAUGUCAUGUCUGACGUGCAGGAGAAGUGCGUAGAGGCGGGAUUCAGUGACUACGUUACGAAACCAGUGGACUUCAUCGACUUGUCGACGGCCUUGUCCAAGUUCUUUUGA